Messenger RNA from Callorhinus ursinus (northern fur seal), 5189 nucleotides. RefSeq names its product yippee like 2 (gene YPEL2). The record is from RefSeq and is a predicted model, not a curated record. NCBI's taxonomy places the organism in Eukaryota, Metazoa, Chordata, Mammalia, Carnivora, Otariidae.
AACCAGCCCUCGACCUCUGCUUGAGGGUCCUUCCUCUGAAGACAUCACCAGUGUGUGGAGCCUGCCCCACACCCACCCCCUGCCAAACCACGGCCUUUACCUGUGUCUUCCGGUGUUUCCCGUGCGACCCAUCCUGUGGGAGUGCCUCGUGGGCCGCUCCAGAGUUCACCCCACGCUCAGCGGCGCCAAUGGUGAAGAUGACAAGAUCCAAGACUUUCCAGGCAUAUCUGCCCUCCUGCCACAGAACCUACAGCUGCAUUCACUGCAGAGCCCACUUGGCCAAUCAUGAUGAACUCAUUUCCAAGUCGUUCCAAGGAAGUCAAGGACGAGCAUACCUCUUUAACUCAGUAGUUAAUGUGGGCUGCGGGCCUGCAGAAGAGCGAGUGUUGCUAACAGGACUCCAUGCAGUCGCAGACAUUUACUGUGAAAACUGCAAAACCACUCUGGGCUGGAAAUAUGAACAUGCCUUUGAAAGCAGCCAGAAAUAUAAAGAAGGCAAAUACAUCAUUGAGCUAGCACACAUGAUCAAGGACAAUGGCUGGGACUGAUCGGAGGGUAUCCACCUAACCCAGUGUCCACGUGAACACCAUCCAACCGAACAUUCUACCCAAGCGUGAGAGAGUGACUGAACACUUGGUUCCAUCCAUUUAGGGGCCUUGCCAUCUGGGGCAUUCUCCCACCCUGACGCCGUCUUUCUGGUGACCGGCCUCUAAAUCGCUGUCUCUCUGUCUCUUUGCUUUGUAUCUGUUUGUGAGUUGAUCCUGGCUUCUCUCUCUGUUCUAGUGUUGGCUGAAAACAAAACAACGAAAGGAACAGAUGCCUGACCACAUGGCGGCAACCCACCUUGAUAAGGGCCCUAGGGCCCAUGUAAGAGCUGCCUGAUGGCCUCUUGUCAGGAGAGCAGUGGCACAGCAUGGGGGUGUGAGGUAGAGAGGAAGGGGGAGCCUUGGGGGUCCCAGGGGUGGGCAGGGGAUGGGCCGUUAGAGGUAGGAACAAAAUUGUGCUGCUCCCGGGGUCCCGGUAACGUAGGCUUGAAAUAAUCGACUUGUCUAAAAGGACAAAGAGGAAAAAAAAAAUACCUCAUGACUGCAUUCUCUCUGAUCAGAAGCUUCUGUUCCUGACACCGACUGUGCCAGGUUAGCUUGUGCGAACGCAAGAACUGGCCCUAACUGUAGGGGCGCAGGGGCCUGGUUCUCCUGGGCUGAGUUGGGGGUGUUGUGGAGGCAGAGAGUGAAAAGCCCAGGUGGUUUUAGUAACUCUGAUGCCUCACUGCUCCUUCGGGUUAUCUUUGCCUCUUCAGCCACCGUAGGUGAGAAGAGGGGGACUGCCAUUUGCAAUGGGUGCAAGAUCCAAACAUCCCAAAGGCUCUGGCCACCAACCAACUAAAAUCAGUAAUCGAGGAGGACAGGGACCAAAGGGGGGCAGUAGUUUGGGAGCUCCUGCAGAAAUGGCUCAGAUACCGGGCCAGAAAAAAUAAAAAGUAGAACCAGUUAGGAAUUCUGACUGUCUAACCUUUUUUCCUGACCCUUAGUAAGAGAAGAGCCUUGUGACAAGGAAGGGGGUGGGGUGGGGCAAUGCUGGGAAUAGCUUAGAUUUGAACCAUUACAGGUUAGUGCAUCUUUCCCCUUUGGUAUGCAAAGGCUUCAGUGAGAUCAGCAUUUCUUUGUACAUAGAGUUUUGGGUGUUUUUCUCCAGUUCUAUCAAAGUCCCAAGGCUUUGAGCUUAGUGAUAACCUGGCCAGUAGAUUCGUCAUGCCCCUAGCUGUUCUCCUUGGACUGGAAUGCUUUGUGUGGAGAGAAAUUGUCAGAGCGGUCCAGCAGUGGGGAGGGCCUAGGUAUGAUAUCCAACGUCAAGUUACAAAUUCCAGUAUUAGCCCCUGCCUCCCAUCCAUCUCACAAACCAAACCAAAGUUCAUUAUAUUAGGGAAACAGAGAAAAGAUCCUUAAUAAGGCUUAUGAGAGCAAGGAGUUUGUUAGUUAACCAACACUGUGACGUGUAUUCUACCAACAGGUAAGCCAGUACACGGUGCACGAUGAAACUCGUUUAACCGAGUUAAUUUUAUUGCUUAGACCGAAAAUGUAAUUAAUGUUAAGAUAUGUGCAGGUUAUGUUAGGUAAUUCUCAGCAUCUCAUUUCUCUAAGUAGGCUGACCCUAUAGGAAAAUUAACCUUAAAAGUCACAGAAGAGUGAGUUCAUAGAGGCAAGAAUCUGUAAAAUUGAUUGAUCAGGAUUCAAGCAGCCAACCAGGGACAUUUCCAGAAUUCAGACAAAUUCCCGUAGGGAGUGAGUCCAUGGUGGAAAUGCCUUUUCAUGUUUCUGUGGGCUGAUUGCAGAAGGGGGGACCUGAGGUAGGCGUGGCCCUUCCCUGGAGGGUGACGGAUGGCAGGACUGACAGGAAGCUGGGUGGCUCCAGGUAGACUGCUUCUGUGACACAGAAGGAUUCCUAGAAAUUGAAUCUUGUUCUCAGAGGCUUUUUACUCACAUUUUUUGGUACUUUAGCAACCCUGGGAGAUUAAGUGCUCCCCACAUUACUAAAAAGCAGACUGAAGUUCAGAAGAAGUAUUUCAUUUAUGCUCCCAGAGAAAGAGCUCUUCUGGCUCCCAGGGCCAAGAUCUCAAUAAAAAGCAUUUUCAACUUUCACAUUCCUAAGAUGGCUUGCCAGCACAAAAAUCGUAGAUCCCCCUUUCUGUCUGCCCUGAAGGUAGUGGCCUUCACUUAGAGAUUUUGAUUAGCCCCUUUGCUCAGGGAACGUCCUGGCUGUUGAUGCUCCUUUCCAUAGAAAGAAAAUGGGGGUUAAGCACGGGUAGGUGUUCUGUCUUUGAGACUGAAAAUGGAGUGUGGUGACAUAGAAACCAGACAUGGGGUGCCCUAGAAUUUUCAAGGGGCAGAGGAGACUGAUGUGCCACUGUUCUUCCUUGGGGAUAAGGCCUCUGACUGUUGCAUGGAUCAGAGGAGGCUCCAGUUAGACCCAGGUUCUGGUUUUUUCUUUUUUUUUCCCCCCAGUUCUUACCCAUUGAGCAUCCAAUGGGUGUGUGGCACCAUACUUGGUGCGAAAGAUCUGAGUAGAAUGUUGGUUUUCUGUAACUACAGGGGAAAAAAAAAACAACUCAUUAGGCUUUCCCUCUGUGUCAAUGAAACCAAAAGUGCUUCUUAUAACCUUAGCUCCAUUCAUGGCUUGUCUACCUAACAUCUAGCAGUAUUGGAGAGACCGCAGCUGAGUGAUGGAGACGCAUCAACUCGUGGCCUCAGUCAGUUCAUUCUUUAAUUUCCUCACCAAAUUAUUGACUCAGAGCAUAACCAAAGACCUCAUCCAUUCACCCCUGGCGGGUUCAGGGAAUUGGAGUUUGACUGUAAAGCCUAGGCAGGGCGCAGGGAGUAGGGCAGGGGAAAGGGUGAAGUGAGAAAGGCAAAUACAGUGAAGUUCUGUACCUCAGCCAGCAGCUGCCUUCAUUUGCAACUGAAGUCCAGCUGGCAGACUCUCUAGGUCCAUCUCCCCUGUGCCAUCCUAGGUCAUGUGGCCUCGGUGGCCCUGGAUUACACCCAGACCCCAGGAUGUUAGUCUCAGGCUGCUGACGGGUUGAUUUGACAUGAAUCGAAUACAGCCAGACUUGAUGCCCACAGAUUGUCAACUGGGCCUUGACUGAGUGCUGCCCCGACUCCGAGACAGCAAGAUCAUGGAGAUAGGAUAGAGUAAAUCUUGACUGGUGGGUCAGUGUGUGAAAAAGAGGUGUCCCCUUUAUAAAAAGAUUUUCAAAUGGAUAUAUAUAUGAAAAAAGUUGCUUGUGAAAUAUACUUUUGUAAAUAAUAUUUAAUUUUUUAAAUAAUAUAUUUGGUGCUGUUUUCUCAGAUCCCCUGAGAGCACUUUUUAUUUUCAUUUUUAAAUUCUAUGGUUUCCUCUGCAUUUCUUGAAGUAUAUUUUAAGGGAAACAGUGAUCACCAAUAUACUCUUUUAAAAAAAAAGAUCUGUAUCACUUUAGUCUGGACAGAGGCAAUGCCUCUCUGCAUUUUUUUUCCAGAUGGAGCAGACUCUGCAGUACAUUACCAGGUUGAGAAUUGAAAUAUUUUCUUGCACCAGUAUUUGCUAGAAAAGAAAAUAAAUAAAAUCAGAUUUAGUAACAGCUUAGUGAUUCCUCUUGUUGGAAGAAUUUCCAACAAAUCGGAAUCUUGUUUUUAAUGCGUGUGUGUGUGUGUGUGUGUGUGUGUGUGUGUGUGUGUGUGUGUAAAAAGCACUUUGGACUGUGCCUCCUGUUUUCUUUUAUUGGGGACACUAUACCUACAGUUUACACCUUGGGCACAUAAGGCUUUCUUCUCUUUCUCUCUGCUUGUUUUGUUUCUGAGUGGACCAACAGCACAAACCAUGAGGAUUUUGUUUUUCUGAGCAUGGAGCUAUUGCCACUUUGCUCCUUUUUCUUUGUGUGCUCAACUCUCCCAGAUUGUAAAGGAAAUCUGUUGUUUGUGAAGAUCAAGCAGAGUCAGGUCUGUGUGUUUCUGAGAUGUGAGUGUACUCCUUAUGUACCCCAGGGUUCCAGUGGUUGUAGAAGCCACAUUGUUAACUGGUUUGGGUUGAAAGAACAUCGGUAAAAUAAUACACAUACCUUGUAGGUAAACAGUUUAUAUUUUAAGGUCAGAUUGCCUCAGGUUCAGGAAGAGGCUGGGAAAUCAAAUCUUGAACACAAUCAACUUACAUAUUUUAACAAAGAGUCUGCCUCAAAUGAGAAAACAAGCUAGUGGUCAAGGUAGAGGAAAGAAAUGUUUCAUUUUCUCAAGCAAAAUACAGUCAUGAAAUCUGCCAGCAGUGAAAGGAAAAGCCAAGAAGAAACAAGCUAUUCCCAUCACCAAAUUCGAUCUGCCUGUAUAUUUUUAUAUAACAUUUUGGUGAAAGUGAGAGUCGGUUCCCUUUUCCAACCUGCAGAGACGAUCUUUCAGUACGGAAUCUCUACUUAUGCUUGUGUUUACAAACUGUAUUUGUUGGGUUUGGGUUUUGUUACUUUCCCCUUUUUUUUUUUUUUUUGGUGGCAUUUUUCAGGUCACUUUGCUUCAAUAACAAAGAUAAUUAUUUUCAAAUAAUUUGUCUUCACCUUUUCCUGUAUUUGUACAUAGUGAUUCAGUAUUAGAGAAAAGUGCAUUGUUUCUGUCCUAUUUCCAAUCUGUGUUGGUGCUCAUUUGAGAAAAUAAAGUUUUCAAAUAUUC